UUUUUUCAUUCUUCCUAAUAAUAUUUCAACUUCAACUCCUCUAAUAAUAUUUCAACUUCAACUCCUCUUUCUUCCUCCGACGACCUCUCAUUAUUAUUUUUUUUCUUUAUCGUCGGAUUUAUCGUUUUUUAUCAGAAGAAAAAACUCGGAUUAAAAAAAAAAUCAGGAUUUAGACAGAGACACUCGACAUAGUUUAUUAAAGAAAAAAACAUUUGUGAAACUUCACAAUUAGGCAUUACAGCUAGCAAAGAAUAUAGAUUCAUAGACAUAUUUUAUCUACAAAAUUUUGCAAAUAGAAAGAAAAAAAAAAGAGAUGGGUUUUAUGACAUUAUUAGAGGUGGCAUCGAUGCCAAUAUUGCAAGUGCUAAUAGUAAGUGGUUUAGGAGCUGUAAUGGCUACUGAUUAUCUUAAGCUACUUCCUGCUGAGGCCCGCAAAUACCUCAACAGAAUAGUGUUCGUGGUAUUUACACCAGCGCUGAUGUUUGCGAGUUUGGCAGAGUCUGUCACCUUUCACGAUAUCGUCACAUGGUGGUUUAUGCCAGUAAAUGUUGGAUUAACAUUUCUAUUUGGAGGGAUUCUUGGAUGUAUAGCUGUGAAAAUAUUGAAACCAAAGCCACAUCUUGAGGGACUCAUUAUUGCUACAUGCUCAUCAGGAAACUUGGGAAAUCUUCUUUUGAUUGUCAUUCCUGCAAUUUGCAAAGAAGAUGGAAGCCCAUUUGGUGAUCAUAAAGUUUGUUCUUCUGUUGGCUUGUCCUAUGCUUCUUUCUCCAUGGCACUUGGAGGUUUCUACAUUUGGACAUUCACUUAUCAGCUAAUAAGAAGUUCAUCCUUGAAAUUUAAAGCACUAAAAGCAGAAGAGGAAGAAGCACUUAAGGAACCAAACAAGGACUUGGAUACAAAUGAAAAGUCUAACCUUCUUGACAACAAUUCUCAAGAUCAACUUCCUAUUAGUAUGACAAAAACCACUGAAAAUCAAACAAAAGUAGCAGAAAUAGUGACAAGAAAAGGAUCAUCAUGGAGCAAAAUAGUAGGCUCGGUACACACUUUCUUGGAAGAGAUAACGGCACCACCAACACUCGGAGCUAUUGUAGGAUUUCUAUUUGGUUCAGUAUCAUGGCUGAAAAAUCUGGUGAUUGGGGAUGCUGCUCCCCUUAGAGUUAUUCAAAACUCUGUCAAAUUACUUGGGGAUGGAACCAUUCCAUGCAUCACCCUUAUACUUGGAGGCAACCUUACCCAAGGAUUGAGGAAGGCAAAAGUAAAACCAUCAACUAUAAUAGCAGUAGUUAGCGUACGGUUUAUCUUCAGUCCAUUGAUAGGAAUUGGAAUGGUGAAAGCAGCAGCCAAUUUAGGGUUCCUUCCAGCAGAUCCUUUGUACCAUUUCGUGCUAAUGCUUCAGUACACCGUCCCACCUGCCAUGAAUAUCGGAACAAUGACACAAUUAGUUGAUGUAGCACAAGAAGAGUGUUCAGUUCUAAUCAUGUGGACUUAUUUGGUAGCAGCACUAGCACUCACCAUUUGGUCCACUGUAUUCAUGUGGCUCUUAUCAUGAUAAAACUUUAUAAUGCAUUCUAUACAACAUAUCUUUUUUUUUUUUUUUUUACCCCCCAUUUUGGAGGAUUUAUAGUGUUUCCACACUUUCCCUCCAGUGUGACUCGAACCCAGGACCUAUCGAUCGUGGGUGGAGGUGCUUAACCAACUGAGCAAGCCCUAUACAACAUAUCUUAGCUACUGGAAGCAGCAUUUUUUAUUUUUGGAGUUCCAUUUUUAGUCAAAAUUCUUUUAUGAUUGCGCUUGUAUAUUGUUCUACAUUUAUUUAUGAAAAUAUUAAAUCAUUAUUUCUCGUUCUUAA
Messenger RNA from Solanum dulcamara, 1849 nucleotides. RefSeq names its product protein PIN-LIKES 7-like. The record is from RefSeq and is a predicted model, not a curated record. Gene Ontology annotation, cellular component: membrane. Bases 314 to 1549 code for a protein of 411 amino acids. The transcript has 11 exons. Gene Ontology annotation, biological process: endoplasmic reticulum to cytosol auxin transport. Lineage: Eukaryota; Viridiplantae; Streptophyta; Magnoliopsida; Solanales; Solanaceae.